GGUUAGCCGGUUUCUAAGCUUAUCCUCUCUCUUCUGUUUGUUGUCUUUGGCUCUUCCCCUCCCCCCUCCAUCUCCUGCUGUUCAUCUAAAUCUCCUUCUUCUCUUGGCUAACGGGAGCAUUCUUAUGAUACCAAGUGGAUCUAACUUCUAAGUUUAGACAAGUGGAAAACUUUCGUCCUCCUCUCACCUUGGCUCUGAGCUGCGGGGGUACAAGUUGGUCACCAGGACUGCUGGCUGUCAUGCUAGCAGCACACCUUCUUCUGCAAUGGCCUCUUCUGUGGUUGUAUUUCACCACGCUGGCUACAGGAAGUUCAUUCCCUGGUUGCUAAGGCAACCAAGGAGGACAGUCCCCCGCAGGAUCGGGGAAAGCCUUGGACGUCCUUUUAGUGCGUCGCUGUGCUGCUCGCCUGCUGACCCGCUGCUGGCUGGAAAGAGGUGGAGCCAAGUUUGCAGCAGAGCUGCGAGCAGCCCAGCAUGGGUCCUGCUUUUCCCCUGCCCCACCAGGAGACAGAGCUCCAGCAUCAGAGCGGAUGCUCCCCUCUGCUGGUCACUUCACAGCUCAGACUUGCUCUGCUCCUGUAGUAGCAGGAACUCGGGUGCUAGGAUGUCAUCUUCCGCCUCCAGCAGCAAUGGACAGGGGAAGGGUAAGCCUAAAUCCCAGACUCCCAAAAGAGGGAGCCUGCAGAGCAACACCAGCCCCGAUCUGUGUGGCGUGUCGGGACCCAAGACCCUGAAGCCCCAGAGAUCCCUCCCUGGGACGCCAGUUUCUCUCUCUCAGUACCCAGUCGACCUGCGAACAUCCAUGGAGGAAAAGUACAAAGAGCUUGCUGAGGAGCUGUUCACACGCAGCAUGGCGGAGAGCGAGAUGCGGAGCGCCCCCUACGAGUUCCCGGAGGACAGCCCCAUCGAGCAGCUGGAGGAGCGGCGGCUCCGCCUGGAGAGGCAAAUCAGUCAGGACAUUAAGCUUGAGCCAGAGAUCUUACUGCGUGCCAAACAGGACUUCAUGAAAAUCGACAGUGCUGCAGACCUUGAAUUAAUGAAGGAGAAAAGUGUAGACACGGGCUUUAAGGAGCGGAGAAUGCCGAUAGAGAAGGAGUACCUGCGGGUCUCGAUAUCUGGAGACGAAAAAUGUGGGGUGCCGUUCACUGACCUGGUUGAUGCUGCCAAGUGUGUGGUUAAAGCAUUGUUAAUCCGGGAGAAGUACAUCUACCGGUCCAUGCAGACAUUUUGUAAGACCGCAGCUCACGCCCUGCAGGACCUCGGGACGAACUCUCUGGAUCUGGAAGUUUAUGAAGACAUAGCAGAGAGCCCUGUGGACGCAGAUGCCCCUGUUCACCCACCCGUCUCAGAAACGCACCCCUAUGACAAUCAGGACCCCAAGAACAUGCCACCAGACACGGGAUAUGGCUGUAAGAUGGUUGAUGGGGUCAUACAUGUCUUCAACAAGAAAACAAACAUGGACAAAAGCACAGAACUCGACCUGCCGUAUCCUGACCUGAAGGAGUACAUCGCAGACAUGAACGUCAUGAUGUCCCUCAUUAUCAACGGUCCAGUGAAAUCUUUUUGCUACCGCCGCCUGCAGUACCUGAGCUCCAAAUUUCAGAUGCACAUCCUGCUGAAUGAGAUGAAGGAGCUGGCAGCGCAGAAGAAGGUUCCUCACAGAGAUUUCUACAACAUCAGAAAGGUGGACACUCACAUACACGCGUCAUCCUGCAUGAACCAGAAGCAUCUUCUGCGAUUCAUCAAGCGAGCCAUGAAGAAAUACCCCGACGAGAUCGUCCACGUCGAGCGGGGACGCGGUCAGACCCUGCGAGACGUUUUUGAGACCAUGAACCUGACAGCGUACGACCUGAGUGUAGACACACUCGACAUGCACGCAGAUCGGAACACAUUUCAUAGGUUUGACAAAUUCAACUCCAAAUACAACCCGAUUGGAGAGUCCAUCCUGAGGGAGAUCUUCAUCAAGACGGACAAUCAUGUGGAAGGAAAAUACUUUGCACACAUAGUUAAGGAGGUGAUGUAUGACUUGGAGGAGAGUAAAUACCAGAACUCCGAGCUGCGGCUGUCCAUCUACGGUCGCUGCAGAGACGAGUGGGACAAGCUGGCGGAGUGGGCUGUCAACCACAGAGUGUACUCCGAUAACGUGCGCUGGCUUAUCCAGGUGCCCCGUCUCUUUGACGUCUACCACACAAAGAAGCAGCUGGCCAACUUCCAGGAGAUGUUGGAGAACAUUUUCAUGCCUCUGUUUGAAGUGACCAUCGAUCCGGCCAGCCACCCUGAGCUGCAUCUCUUCCUGGAGCACGUUGUUGGUUUCGACAGCGUAGACGACGAGUCCAAGCCUGAGCACCACAUUUUUAACCUGGACAGUCCACUUCCUGUCGACUGGACAGACGAGGACAACCCACCCUACUCCUACUACCUUUACUACACCUACGCCAACAUGACUGUGCUGAACCACCUGCGAAGACGACGAGGCUUUCAUACGUUCGUUCUGCGACCUCACUGUGGCGAGGCGGGCCCGAUCCACCACCUGGUGUCAGGGUUCAUGUUGUCAGAGAAUAUUUCCCACGGUCUGCUGCUCAGAAAGGCCCCUGUGCUGCAGUACCUGUACUACCUGGCUCAAGUUGGCAUCGCCAUGUCGCCGCUGAGCAACAACAGCCUGUUCCUUAGUUACCACCGCAACCCGCUGAUGGAGUAUCUGUCCAGAGGCCUCAUUGUCUCUCUGUCCACCGAUGAUCCCCUCCAGUUUCACUUCACCAAGGAGCCUCUGAUGGAAGAGUACAGCAUCGCAGCUCAAGUGUGGAAACUGAGCUCCUGUGACAUGUGUGAGCUGGCGAGAAACAGCGUCCUGAUGAGUGGAUUUUCACACAAGGUGAAGAGCUACUGGCUUGGCCCCAGUUACUACAGAGAAGGUCCUGAGAGCAACGACAUCCGGCGCACCAACGUCCCCGACAUCCGUGUGGCGUACCGCUUCGAGACGCUCACCGAGGAGCUUAACCUCAUCACCCACGCCGUGCGCACAGACAAGCUGGACGGCAUCGACGAGGAGGACACGCUCACCAUGGGCCCCGUCUCUGGAGGACGCUGAGAUGUCAGGCUCCACCCCCCUGUCCCGUCUCUCUCUGUUAGUCCCCCCCUGAGUCUGCGGCCCUCUCAGCAUGCCCCUGAAAACGUGAUGUGAGAGAAAAACCUGCUGCUCUUUACACACCACUGUAGAAGUCUGCUAUGCUGCUAUCGCUGUGUAGCUACGAAUCAGCCAUGGUUUCAGUGCUGCCGUUGUUUUUAUUAUUGAAAAUCUAAUCAUGCAUUUCAACAAGUUUCCCAAAUUUUUUAUUUUAUUUUAUUUUUUUUAGACAUUUAGCUUUGUGUCUGUUGCUCUCUGGUAAACUGUGAUCUCUGAUUAUAGAUGCAGAGUAGCCAUAACUUCAAACUGGGAUCAUUGCGUCGGGUUGGUCACACCUUGCAGAGCAGCUGACUUCGACAAAAGCUUCGUGUGCGAUCCUACUUGUUAGUUUAGAAUCCAUCGUUUGCCAAGUUGGACUUUCAUAGUCGGUCUUCUGGGAUUCAAAUAAGCUCUAAAAGUAAAACGCAAGAAAGAAACAUUCCUAAACGAAAAGAGAGUUUGCUCAUUUGUUAUGUUUUAUGGUAGCAGAGCUAUAACGAGCACAAAGAAAUGUGGAUGAAUGCUCACUGCGUGGUUGGAUUGCAUCUAUUUAGUUCUUUGCAUGCUCUAAGUUCUUCAUAAGCACCAAAAUAAAACCCUCACCGUGCCUUUCCAUUACUACCUAGAUGCAGUGCAUGUCCAGUUUUUCCUUUCCUCCGUCUUCUUUGUGAAUCGCCACACCAGGCCGGCUGUUGGAGCUGAAACCCAGCCUGAAGGUUCUCAUCUUCCUGUCUACUUCAGCUAAACAAAUACUCUCCUGCAUGCCCGCAUGACUGAUGUACGUGAGGAGAGAACGACCUGUUUACAUCCGACCGUCACGGAAAGCGACGCUAACCCCCGAUCCAAACUUCUGCAUGGUGGAAAACCAGCAAACCGUGCUAGGACACGGUGGAGGCUGCUGCACGGUUCUGUAGCGUCAUUUCCAGUAACGGUUUCUUUCUGUCACUCCACACGAUCCCAGCUCUCGUCAAACACUGAGAUUUUGGGUCAAGCGAAAAGUAAUCGGAAAAUGUCUGUAGAGUUUGCAGAGCUGUGUGUGUGUGUGUGUGUGUGUGUGUGUGUGUGUGUGUCCUUUAUAGAUGAAGAAGAAGAGAAACCAUUUGGUCCGACUACAGCAGUUUCCGACUAAUGAAGGAUGAUCUCAGAGGACUUUAUGUGAUUGUUAGAAUUCAAUUAUGUUUUUUAAAGCUGAAAUGGAAGUAAGACCAUUUUGUAAUUCUCAGUAUAUUGAGGAAAACUCUAGAUUUUGAGUCCGUUUGUUUUUAAUAUUAAAUAAUGAACCAGUAUUUUAGUGCCCACUCUGCUCGUUUAGUAUUGUGGAAGCAAAUUACCCACCAAUAUAUACAUGUUGUGUUUUACUGAUGAUGAAUGGUGUCGCCUCUUUUUAAAGUAGCCAGUAAGACACCAAAGCACGAAUAUAAUUAUGCAUAAGAUUAGCCGAGUUAAGUAUUCCUGAUAUUGUUUGGUGCAAAUAUAUAUAUUUUUUUGUUUGUUUUUUGUUGUGCAUUUCUGCCUUUUACUCAAAACGUUUCGAUGUUUAAUAGCGCCUGAGUUUUAUACUUUGUGAAGAUUUUUUGUUUGCCUUUUAAAAUUAGGAGUUCAUUUUGUUCUUGUUCAGCGUCGGCCAUAUUUAUUGACACCUUCGGUAAGGAUGUGUAAGGACUAGUUCGUAUUUUAUUGCAGGAUCUCACCCUGAAAAAUAAUAGUUUAAUUUUAAAGCAUUUAUUCAUUGGGGGGGGGAGAAAAACUCAGGUUUUACUGCAACUCCUCUUGUCAUCAUGGUCACUUUGUAACAAUUUACCAAACUGCAGUCGACAGAGAGAGGGAUGUUUGACCAUUGCUUUUAAAUGGAACGGUUUAUACCUUUUUUUUUUUUUUUAGCUCACCCCAAAAAGGUUUUCUUUAUGAUUUCAUUCCAGAAGCUGAUGAACUGUUUGAUUGACUCGUUAUCCUGCAGAAACACCCGAUGAACACCCAUUUCCACCUUUCUGGUAGCAUCCACCAGAUUAUUCUUACAGAUUUCCUGAUAUUUCAGAGAGCAAAUAGAGAAUAAAGUAUUCAAAAACAGGCCCACAGCAUCACAGAUCCUCCUCCGAACCGAACAGUGGGUGUGAGGUGAUUUUCCAUGUACUGUUUCUUUGUUGCACCAAACCCAUCUGAAGUCCCAGCUCAACAUGUUUACGUGUUUACGUUUUUGUCAUGAAAUGCUUCCUAAUGCUGCAGUUCUCCCUCAGUGAACUGUGGAGCGUUUUUUUCAUAACGGGAUCGAUGCGGGUUCUGAUCCAUCACAGAGAGAAAUCAACCUUUGUGUCAAGUCAUAGAUGGGAUUCAGGGAAAUAAAGUCAUAGGUUCAAUUCAAAUUCAUUUUCACAGAAACUUUGAAAGUAUAAAUCAAACAAAUGCCUUAUUUAGAUUUAUUUUAAAGAGAUUCUUAUAGUCGUUAUCAGGGGUGCCAGUAAAUGUGGCCGGCGCUGCGACCCGGACCGACCCGACUGUUUCCACUUUUAGUUUCCGCCCACUGAUCUCUGACCCUGCUUACUGUCUGCAUCAUGUCCAUACUACCUCACAAACACAAACCGUAUAUUUGUGCUUUCAUUGGUAGCCGAUAUUAUCCACAGGAUGAAAAACUAAAAGAAUAUUUUGGCCUUUGAUUCACUGAGAAUUGGGUCAGAACGGCUGGUGUAACUGGCUGUGGACAAAUACUGGUUUCUGCAAUUCUUGAGAUAUUAUUAUUAGUAGUAAUAAUAUAUUUGCCCCUGUAAAUGGAGAGUAAAGCUUCAUGAUAUAUAAUCUCCUCAACACUGUGACUUACGUGAAGCACAAAGAGACAAUGCGCAGUUAUUAUCCACGUUAAAACCUUCAUCGUUUGGCUUAUUUUUGCUGCUUGCCGUCACGUUUUUGUUUUGUCUAAAUUGUAUUUUUUCCUAAUGGUCUUGUUUUCUGACAACUGUGUCACUUUUUGUUUUAAAUCCUGCCUAAUUUGACUCCUGUCGAUCUGUAGCCUUAUUAUUGCUCGAGACGGUCUGCCGCAAUCUUACUGAUGAGGUACGUCUGUGAUAACUGAAUUAAAAAUAAAUAAAGCAUGUUAAUUCAC
This is a messenger RNA of Poecilia latipinna (sailfin molly), 6257 nucleotides long. RefSeq names its product adenosine monophosphate deaminase 2a (gene ampd2a). NCBI's taxonomy places the organism in Eukaryota, Metazoa, Chordata, Actinopteri, Cyprinodontiformes, Poeciliidae. The record is from RefSeq and is a predicted model, not a curated record. Gene Ontology annotation, cellular component: cytosol. The coding region runs from base 266 to 3088 and encodes 940 amino acids. Gene Ontology annotation, biological process: AMP metabolic process; IMP salvage. The transcript is spliced from 18 exons. Gene Ontology annotation, molecular function: AMP deaminase activity.